AAUUUCUCCUGCUGAAAAAUAACACUAACGACUUCUACUUUCACUUCCGUGUUUACGUUUUCGUGAAAAAUGGGAGAAGCAUCUGACAGAUUUUGCUAUGUUUAUAGCUGCGAUUUGGAUUCAAAUGUUGAAAUUAAGAUUGGAACCCUGGAAGGACAGAGAGAAAGACCAAGAUAUAAAGAAUUAUUAGAUGAUCCGAUGUUGAAAUUUUCUGGUGUUUAUCAAGAUACGUGUUCAGAUUUGUAUGUGACAUGUCAGAUAUUUUCUGAUGGAAGAGCUUUAGGUCUUCCUGUUUCUACAUCUUAUAAAGCUUUCAGUACCAGAUGGAAUUGGAAUGAAUGGAUAAGACUUCCAUUACGAUACAGUGAUCUACCAAGGAAUGCUGUACUCACUUUAACUAUAUGGGAUAUUUAUGGUACAAAUAAAUAUAUACCAGUUGGUGGUACAACCAUGAGUUUAUUCGGUAAAAGAGGGACAUUUUCACAAGGUAUGCAUGAUUUAAGAGUAUGGCCAAAGGUUAAAGCUGAUCCAUCAAGAAUAACAACAACACCGGGUAAAGUUAAAGAUAGUGCAGAUCAGAUGAGUCGCUUAUCAAAGUUAAGUAAGAAACAUCGAGAUGGUCACAUGGUUAAAGUUGAUUGGUUGGACCGGUUAACAUUUAGGGAAAUUGAAAUGAUCAACGAGAAAGAAAAGCGUAAUAGUAAUUUUAUGUAUUUGAUGAUAGAAUUUCCUCAUAUUCACUACGAAGGCACAGAAUUCACAAUUAUUUAUUUUGAAAAGGAUGCUGAUAAACCGUUUGAAUAUAGAACCCAGGCUGAGAUAGUUACUGUACCUGAUCCAGAAAUAUUACUAGAGAAUCUUGUUGAGAGUAAGCAUCACAAGCUGGCCCGUAGUUUACGUAGUGGUCCCACAGAUCGAGAUAUGAAACCAGAUGCCAAAACAAGAGAUCAUUUAAAUAGUAUUGUUGCAUAUCCUCCGACAAAACAGCUUACUUCAGAAGAAGAAGAUUUAGUGUGGAAAUUUAGAUUUUAUCUUUCAACACAAAAUAAAGCCUUGACAAAGUUUUUAAAAUGUGUCAACUGGAGUUUACCGCAAGAAGCCAAACAAGCUCUGGAAUUAUUGAAUCGUUGGUCUCCAAUGGAUGUCGAUGAUGCCUUAGAAUUAUUAGGUCCAGCUUUUACUCACCCUGCUGUUCGCAAAUAUGCUGUUAUGAGAUUACGACAGGCUGAUGAUGAGGAUCUUUUGCUGUUUUUAUUACAAUUGGUUCAAGCUUUGAAGUAUGAGAAUUUUGAGGAAAUUAAACAGGGUUUUGAUGCCGCUACAACUGACUCGAGUCCCUCACCAGAAACACCACCCACACCUGAAAAAGAUAGAUCAUCAAGUAUUAUGUCUAGAUCAACAUCCCAGGAUUCUAUACUGGAAGCGUUAAGUAAUGAGAUAGAUCGUGAUGGUACACCAGAAAAAACUCUAGAAGAUGAGAUGGAUCUGGCAACCUACCUUAUAUCCAGGUCAUGUAGUAAUUUUACUGUAGCUAAUUAUUUUUACUGGUAUUUACAUGUAGAAUGUGAAGACCAAGGAACGGCAGCUAAAGAAGACAUCAAAAUAAAAGAUAUGUACUUAACAGUUUUAAAACGUUUUAGUCAAGCCUUAUCUCAGAGAAGUCAUGACUGUAAAGUGAGACGAUCAACUUUAGCCAGCCAACAGAUGUUUAUCGACCGUUUAGUUAAACUAGUUAAAAUAGUCACUAGAGAAAGUGGAAAUAGAAAGAAAAAGAUUGAAAGAUUACAAGCCUUAUUACAGGAUGUUGAUGUAUGCAAGAUGAAUUUUGCCGAUUUUGACAUGCUACCUCUACCGUUAGAUCCUGACGUUAAAGUUACAGGAAUCAUUCCUGAAAGCGCUACACUCUUUAAGAGUGCUCUGAUGCCAUGCCGACUUACAUUCCGUACCAGUGAUGGCCAUGAUUUUGUUACUAUAUUUAAACAUGGUGACGAUUUGAGGCAAGAUCAGUUGAUUUUACAGAGUAUACAGUUAAUGGAUAAGCUUUUAAGAAAAGAGAAUUUAGAUUUAAAGAUGUCACCAUAUAAAGUUUUAGCUACAAGCAGUAAACAUGGUUUUGUGCAAUUUAUAGAGUCUUUUGCUGUAGCAGAGGUAUUAGACAAAGAUGGAACAAUUCAAAAUUUCUUCCGCAAGCAUGCACCAUCAGAGAAUGGUCCUUAUGGAAUAGCACCAGAAGUUAUGGAUAAUUAUGUUAAAAGUUGUGCUGGCUAUAGUAUUGUUACAUAUUUACUGGGAGUUGGGGACAGACAUCUUGAUAACUUACUUCUCACAACAACUGGGAAAUUAUUUCACAUAGACUUUGGAUACAUCCUCGGACGAGAUCCAAAACCCCUACCACCUCCAAUGAAAUUAAGCAAAGAAAUGGUGGAAGCAAUGGGUGGACCAAAUUCUGAACAUUUUCAUGAUUUUAAAAAAUACUGUUACACAGCAUUUUUAGCCUUGAGAAGAUCUUCAAAUUUAAUAAUGAAUUUAUUUUCUCUGAUGGUUAAUGCUAAUAUUCCUGAUAUUGCCUUAGAACCUGAUAAGACAGUAAAAAAGGUACAGGAAAAAUUUGUAUUGCAUUACACAGACGAAGAAGCUGUUAGUUAUAUACAAAGUUUAAUUGAUGUCAGCACGUCGGCAAUGAUGCCAGCAUUAGUUGAACAAUUACAUAAAAUGGCACAAUAUUGGCGAAAGUGAGACAAUGUGAUAUGAUUUUUAAAAUCACUCAAGUGCAAUAAACAUUUUAUAAAUGAAGAUGUGCUAAUUUGUUCAUUCAUUAAUUGGGUGAAAGCUUAAAAAAAACUUCAGCAACAAAAUUACUGAGUGGACAAGUAAUACAAGUAUGGAGUAUAUUUUAUUGUCUUCCUAUUUCAUCAAAUUCACAAAACAAAGCACCAUUAAAUUGAACAGCAAAAUUCAAAUGGUAUUUGAAUAUGUAAAUACUACAUUCCAUUGUUAAAUAAUUUACACUACAUUAUUUCAUACCUGUAUAUUUUUGGUAUGUGUAUUUAUAGCCCACAUCUUCACAAAUAAAUAUUAUAUAACUUGUUA
Patella vulgata (common limpet) is the source of this 3090-nucleotide messenger RNA. RefSeq names its product phosphatidylinositol 3-kinase catalytic subunit type 3. The record is from RefSeq and is a predicted model, not a curated record. Gene Ontology annotation, molecular function: 1-phosphatidylinositol-3-kinase activity. The transcript is spliced from 22 exons. NCBI's taxonomy places the organism in Eukaryota, Metazoa, Mollusca, Gastropoda, Patellidae. Gene Ontology annotation, biological process: phosphatidylinositol-mediated signaling; phosphatidylinositol-3-phosphate biosynthetic process; endocytosis. The coding region runs from base 70 to 2736 and encodes 888 amino acids. Gene Ontology annotation, cellular component: cytoplasm; membrane; peroxisome.